GACCAGCCACAAGAAAUAGAUUGCCCUAAUUUUUAUCUUUGAAGUUCGAAACCUCCCAAAAUUGUGAAGCAAAAAGCUGAAUUUCCUCUCACAAAUAAAAUUUUCCUUCAAUUUUAGUGUUCUGCGAGGCUUAAAAUCUCGUCGGGUUUUCAGUUUUUGAGGUAUUUCUGCUCAAUCUCAGUCACACCCCAAUUUUGCUGUUCCGGAUAUCCUCGUUUUAUUUGAUUUCUUCUUCGUUUCUCUUUUUUUCUAAAGAAAGUUCAUCUAAAGUCUACAAUUGGGUUUCUCCCUUAUCUUUCAUAGCAAUCCUGGAGAAUAGUUCAUUCUAAUCCUCAUCUGGUUCGUGCUUGUUAUCAUUUUGAUCUUUUAUUACUCAGGUGACUCAAUUUUUUCUUGCUUUGUACUAUCCAUCGAUCCAGGGCUGAAUAAUUUGGCUAACUUCUGGUCUUUUGGGGUGUGAUUGAAUUGGGUUUUUUUCGUAUGUCUUCUGGGUUUUCCCAAUUUUCACUUUUGUAUACUCCUGAAUUCUUGAUUGUAGAAUUGAGUGAUAAUUCUGAAGUUAUCUAAGGUCGGGUUUGGAGUUUUUUUUUUUUGCGUUUGAAUAUCGAAAUCAAAGAUCAAGAAAGAAUUAUAUGGCAUUUGAAUGCCAUCAGGAUACAGAAAUUGGUUUAAAAGACACUUUGUGGAAUUGCUUUGAUAAUCCGCAAACUCAAAAACCCAACUCAGAUCAAGUUGUUUUGAUUAAUAACAGAAAAGCUGAAUCAUUAGGGACUGAGAAUCUGCAGAACGAGUCAAAAUCAAAUCUCAAAAUUGGGAUACCUUUCACUGAAGUUUUGUCAAAUCAUUGCCGUUCGCUCGGUGAUCUUCCUCCAGCAGUGAUAUCUGAAAUUCUUAAUUUCCUUGACCCAAAAGGACUUGGUAUUGUGUCUUGUGUCAAUACAUUUUUGUAUAGGCUUGCUUCCGAGCACCAUGUGUGGCAGGAGUUCUACUAUGAGAGGUGGGGCCAUCCAGUUACUGCAGUCAAUUUGGGCCCAGGAUAUUCAGAUGAGAAGUCAUGGAAGGAACUGUUUGUGGAGAGGGAGUUUCGGAGCAAAACUUAUUUGGGGCGUUAUACCAUCGAGACACUGUCUGGGCACACCGAAGCUGUUAGGACUGUUUUUGUGUUGGUAUCUCGAAAGCUUGUGUUCACCUCGGGAUAUGAUCAGGUGGUAAGAAUGUGGGACAUGGAAGAAGGUUUGUCAAUUGCAUCAUCCCGACCUCUUGGCUGCACAAUUCGUGCAGUUGCAGCUGAUACAAGGCUUUUGGUUGCCGGGGGUACUGAUGGUUUCAUACAUGGCUGGAAGGUGGAGGAUGGGAACCCUAACUUGUUUGAUCUUAGGGGGCCUCAUAAUCAGAAUAUGGAAUUUCGAGUUUGGGAACAUGAGGGUCCCAUAACUUGUCUUGCAUUAGAUUCUAGUAAGAUGUACAGUGGUUCAUGGGACAUGACCAUUCGUGUUUGGGAUCGUUCUUCUUUGAAAUGUCUGAAGGUCCUUGUGCAUAAUGAUUGGGUUUGGAGCCUUGUACCUCAUGAUACUACAAUUGGGAGUACAGCAGGUUCAGGUGUUUACAUUUGGGACACUGAUUCCGGAACUCAGCUUGCUGUAACUAAUAGUGCUCAUGUUGGUAACACGUAUGCUUUGGCACGAAGUCACACGGGGAAGCUUUUGUUUACCGGCGGAGAAAAUGGUUCUAUACACAUGUUUGAGAUCACCAGAAAUGUUAAGUGCAAUAUGCGGAAGAUUGCAACUUGGAUUCCACACACUGGGCCUGUUUAUUCUCUUGCAUUUGAGUUCCCUUGGCUGGUUUCAGCUUCCAGUGACGGGAAGAUUUCACUUAUUGAUGUCAGAAAAUUGUUGAAGACAAGCAGACAUUCUUCAACUCAAAACACCUUUAAGGGUAACUAUUUGGAUCAAAAGAAUGUUGAACCCCCACAGAGAAUGCUACAUGGGUUUGGCUCCAAUUUGUUCUCAGUGGCCAUUGGCUCUGAUCGGAUUAUCUGUGGUGGUGAAGAAGGUGUCAUCAGGAUCUGGAACUUCUCACAAGCUCUUGAGAUUGAGCAGAGAGUCCGGAGUUUGAGGGGUAUAAGGCUCGAAAACCGGAUGAGGCGUCGCAAGCUCCAAACAGAAAUGAGUGCUAAAGGUAGUCAAGGUGGGCAGUGUUCAGUUGCUGCAAAGAAGAACCAGAUGAGCAGCGAUAAGAAUAGCUGGCACAACAAGCGUAGAGUAAAUGGGAAGCUGAAAGCAUAAUCGUAGAUUCUAGUUUCUGAUGGUUAUACACCCUAUCAUUUUAGUCUAAUUGGCUAUCUAUGUAUGAAAGCAUAGUCUAGUUGCCUUUUGUAGUUUUCAGCUUCUUGCUUACACCAAUGUUAAGAUUUCAAACAGAAUGUCUGAUUGUUCUCUUUCCGUUGUUCCUUUUAACAACGAUUAACAUUUCUGUGUAUGCUUUGUCUUGGCUCCUACUGUCUACUUGUGGCUUUGAAAGUUUGGCAA
Sesamum indicum (sesame) is the source of this 2528-nucleotide messenger RNA. RefSeq names its product F-box/WD-40 repeat-containing protein At5g21040. Gene Ontology annotation, molecular function: protein binding. Lineage: Eukaryota; Viridiplantae; Streptophyta; Magnoliopsida; Lamiales; Pedaliaceae. The record is from RefSeq and is a predicted model, not a curated record.